Messenger RNA from Ananas comosus (pineapple), 3624 nucleotides. Its product is annotated as E3 ubiquitin ligase PQT3-like. The record is from RefSeq and is a predicted model, not a curated record. Gene Ontology annotation, molecular function: nucleic acid binding; zinc ion binding; ubiquitin protein ligase activity. Gene Ontology annotation, biological process: ubiquitin-dependent protein catabolic process; mRNA processing; protein ubiquitination. Bases 830 to 3436 code for a protein of 868 amino acids. The transcript is spliced from 15 exons. Lineage: Eukaryota; Viridiplantae; Streptophyta; Magnoliopsida; Poales; Bromeliaceae. Gene Ontology annotation, cellular component: nucleus.
GAGGAGAAACCGAGUACCUUCUCUGUCCAAACGCUUCAUAUCUCUCUUUCGCUCUUCCGAGGGGCAAACCCUAAUUAACCCUUUUCGCCCCUUCCGAUUCCUUAUCCUCUCCUCCUCACUCUCGAUCCAAUUCGAGGGUUCGAAUCGAUUCGUCUCGGCGGUUUCUCUGCGGAUUCCUCUACGGCGGAUCGUCUAGGGUUUCGUCGCUGCUCGAUCUGGGAAUUUGCGAUCCCCAAAAGCCUCUCUUCUGGUACUGAUCUCUCGAUUUCGUGAUCGGCUUAGCUUUUUGGGGUUUGUGUUGCCGCGGCGACGCUCGGCUUCGUGGAGGUUCUCGGCGAUGGCGAUUUGGUGACACGAGCAUCCGAUGCUGUGGCGUUUCCCCAGUUUCUUUUCGUAAUUUGGGGAUUUCUUUGCGAAGUUCGCCUCCUUUCUGCGGCUGAUCGGAAUCGCAUCGGGGCGAGCGAGAUCGUAGCUUUCCUGGAGGGAUUUUGCUGUGGAUCUGAGCCUUGCUUCUUAUACCUUUAUCCCAAUUCCAAUCGUGAAGGCCUAUCGAUUCCAAUGACGGCGAGUCCUUUCUGAUAUUCUGAUCGGUGAUUUUCUUGUUGAAGUUAGCAGAGAAAUCGGAGUCAUCACCGAGGAAUUAAAGGAGAUAAAUUACUUGUACACAUGUCUAUGUUGUUUUCUGUUUUUUCUAGAUUAAUAUCAGGCCUUUCAAUUUUUUAGGCCGUAAAAUUCAUUUGCUGCUACGUUCAGGGCAGAUACUUGUGCUUUUGUGGUUGUCUUUUUUGCUUUUUAGAUCAGAAGAAAAACCAAGAAGGAAAAAAAAAAUAUGGCUGUGUAUUAUAAGUUUAAAAGUGCAAAAGAUUACGACUCUAUACCCAUUGAGGGCCAAUUUAUAUCUGUUGGCAAUUUGAAAGAAAGAAUUUUCGAAUCCAAGCAUUUGGGAAGGGGUACUGAUUUUGACCUGAUGGUAGCAAAUGCACAGACUAAUGAAGAAUAUGUAGAUGAAGCUGCUAUGAUACCCAAAAACACAUCAGUAUUGAUUCGUCGGGUUCCUGGGCGGCCUCGGAAGCCUAUUGUUACUGAACCAGACGAGCCAAAAGUUCUAGAGGAUAAGGUGGAAGAUGCCUUUCCGCCUAGUAGCACGUUGGUCACUGAUCCAUCCACUAUGAAAUAUCCUGAAGAAUCUGAAUGGGAUGAGUUUGGCAAUGAUUUGUACACUAUUCCUGAAGUUCUUCCUUCUCAAUCAAUUAAGCCAGCAGUAGAUCUUUCUCCUGCUGACCAUGUUGAUGAGGAUAGCAAGAUUAAAGCUCUGAUUGAUACACCCGCCCUUGACUGGAAUCGCCAAGCUCAAGAUGCAUAUGGUUCUGGCCGAGGUUACGGCAGAGGAAUGGGUGGAAGGAUGGUGGCUGGCCGUGGUUUUGGCCGUGGUGGGUUUGAACGUAAGACACCGCCAGCAGGCUAUGUCUGUCACAGAUGCAAAGUGCCUGGCCAUUUCAUUCAGCAUUGCCCCACCAAUGGUGACCCCAAUUAUGACAUCAAAAGAGUGAAGCCACCAACCGGCAUUCCAAAAUCAAUGUUGAUGGCAACUCCUGAUGGCUCUUAUGCUUUGCCAAGUGGUGCUGUUGCUGUUCUAAAGCCUAACGAAGCUGCUUUUGAGAAGGAAAUAGAGGGUCUUCCUACCACUCGACCUGUCAGUGAUCUUCCACCUGAAUUGCGCUGCCCAUUGUGUAAAGAAGUUAUGAAAGAUGCUGUCUUAACAAGCAAGUGCUGUUUCAGGAGCUUUUGUGACAAAUGCAUUAGAGACUACAUUAUUAGCAAGUCGAUGUGUGUUUGUGGGGCUACAAGUAUAUUAGCAGAUGACCUUCUUCCAAAUAAAACUCUCAGAGAAACCAUCAGCCGCAUAUUGGAGUCAACAACCAGUAGCACAGAAAAUGCUGGGAGUUUGGUGCUAGUGCAGGAUAUGGAGUCAGCUCGUCCCGGUCUGCCCAAAGUUAUCUCUCCUACUCAUUCCGCUGCUUCUAAGGGUGAAUCGAAGGCUUCUAAGGGUGAAUCAAAGGGACCUCCUGUUGAGCAUUCUCCGGAAGCUGAAAGUGCUAGCGGAGUAAAAGCUGUGAACAUGGAUAUGAAUUCAUCAGACAAGAAGGUUGCCAUAAAUGUGAAUGUGUCUGAUGCAACACCAGAAUCAACAAAUGCAAAAGAAGCAAAAUCACCAGAAAGUGCUCCUGCACCGCCCGAAGAUGCCCAGGAAAAGUUGCUUGCUGGUGAGCAAGGAAAGAAAAAGAAGAAGAAAAAGGCACGCCUGCCUGGCAGUGCUGUUGAUGUGCAAUGGAGAAAUUAUCAAGAUAUGGGAGUUGAAAAUUUUGGCGGGAUGCCUUUGGCUGCUUCGAGCUACAAUCCAUAUUGGGCUGGCGGGAUGCCCAUGGGAAUGGACCCAUACAUGGCGGCACCUUUGGCUGGUGCCAUGCCCUUUAUGGGUUAUGCACCUGGCCCUUUUGAUGUUCCUUUUGGUGGGGCAAUCCUCCCACAGGAUCCAUUUGUUGCACCGGGUUAUAUGAUGCCUGCUGUACCAAGGGACCUAUCAGAGUUGGCUAUUGGCAGCAUGGCCAUGAAUAUGGGGCCUCCUGUUAUGCGACGAGAAGAGAUGGAGGCCAGGAGAGCUGAUUUAAGGAGAAAGCGUGAAUUUGAGCGACUGAGUGAAAGGGAGAGUGAGCAUUCAAGGGACAGGGAGGUCAGAAGGGAAACAAGGGAAGCAGGAGGUGGUGUUAAUGAAGUUACAUCGGUGAAGUCGAAGCCUAGAUCGGCGGCCCAAUCGAGUGGCGCUGCAGCUUCAGCUUUGGACCGGGCGGAGCGGUCGGAGAGGGAACCUAGCCAGGAUCGCCACUACGGCGCGCCGGCGCGGGCAUCCUCGACCCGUCACUCCCCGCAACGGACCGGGAAGAAGAGGGCGGCCUUGGACCACGACGAGCCUCCUCCUCCUCCUCCUCCCCAUCCCCAUCCCCCUUCCGCCGCCGAACUGGCUAAACUGGACCGGAAGCAGAAGGGCAGCGUCUUCUCCCGUAUCAGCUUCCCCGGCUCCAACCCGGAAUCCGACGGCGGGGGUGGGCCGAGCAGGAAGAAGCGGAGGUCCUCCUCGGAGCUCCCUCCCCCGCCCAAGAAGAACGGCCUAGUGAUCAAGGAGGACCGCGAACCGGGGGAGAACCGGACCGCCUCUGAUUCGUACCGAUCGUCCGCAGCUGCCGCCCCUUCCCCUGCUGCUGCUGCUGCUGCGAGAAGGGGUUACGAGCACGAGUCGAGCGAGGAGGAGUACCAUUUCAAGCGGCGCCCCUCGAGGAGGGAGGCGGAUUCCUGGGAACUGAUGGACGAGGGGCGCCACUCCAGGGGUUCGAGGGAGCGGGAGCCCCACAGCGAGCGCCCCACGAGCAAGCGCAGGUGAGAGAGAAAGAGAGAGAUCAGAGAUCAGAGAGGGAGGGAGGGAGGGAGAGAGAGAUAGAGACUGAGAGAGCUUGAAGGAUCGACUGUGUUGUAUGGCUACGUGAUGAGUUGCGGGGCUUCACUUUUGCCUCGCCCUUAUGUACGACGUCAGCGAAUUCAUAUUUUGAUAAUAUUGAGAUUUCCGAUUAA